Molecule: messenger RNA, 3546 nt
Organism: Acanthosepion pharaonis
Lineage: Eukaryota; Metazoa; Mollusca; Cephalopoda; Sepiida; Sepiidae
Source: the annotation of a GenBank genome assembly
AUGAUUUUUCGAACUUCUUCUCAGCCCACCCUCUUUGUCGAUUCUUUGAUAAAGUGCCCCUCCUUGGAUUAUUGUCUGAUUCCGUCUGUCGGGAAUGAGCGAGCAUUUUCUCUCUCUCUCUCUCUCACUCAUACCAACUCUUUUCAAAGUUUUCACCCUGCCCGUCGCCACCUUCUCCUGCAGUCACAUGAUCUUGUCUCCAGUCACAUGAUUCUCUCUUUCGACGAGCCCGGCCGGUCGGGUCGGCAUGUGCGCGCUACCACCCACACUCAAAGCACUCGAAAUGAUCGACCUACAACAAAUAUACAUCGCCCGGCGAGGGAACUACUGCCACCAAACCAACUUAAUAGCCUUAAAAAAAUUUUCCUUCCUUCUUUUUCUCUUUUCUAUAUACAUAUCCCUAUCUUUUACAAUACAUUCUCUCUGUCUCUGAGCCAAUCACAUGCUGAUGUCGAACUUAUUCAGUGCCUACUCUGUGCAUUCUUUCAUUUUUCUUUUCUGCAAUUCCUCACGUGCUGUCUAUCUCUUUCUCUCUUACUCUCACGAGAGAUUUUCUUUUCUCUUUUCAAUCACUCCUCUCUAGCUUCGUCUCAUUUUCAGUUCCUUUCGCCAUCAUUUUGUAACCAGUAUAGCAACCAUCUGUCCGUGACAUCAUGCCUUCCUGAACAUCACUCUGUUGCAACAAAGUUGUGUGCUUGUCUGCUGUCUCCUGUAUUUUUUUGUUUGUUUUUUAAAUCCCCUCUUCUCUCUCUCUCAUUAUCUCUCUGCAUUUUGCCUUUCUCUCUCUCUCUCUCUCAGCUUAUUUAUUAUUCAUUGUAUGUGCGUGUCUCUCUCUCUCUCUCUCUCUCUCUUUCAACAAUCACUUUGAUCUUUUUUGCUCUCUCUCUCUCUUGCUUCCCCCCCUCUCUCUCUCUCUCUUGCUUCCCCCCCUCGCUCUCUCUCUCUUGCUUCCCCCCCCCGCUCUCUCUCUUGCUUCCCCCUCUCUCUCUCUCUUUGCUUCCCUCUCUCUUCUUCCCCCUCUCUCUUGCUUCCCCCCUCUCUCUCUCUUGCUUCCCCCCCUCGCUCUCUCUUGCUUCCCCCCGCUCUCUCUUGCUUCCCCCCUCCUCUCUCUCUCUUGCUUCCCCUCUCUCUUGCUUCCCCCUCUCUCUUGCUCCCCCUCUCUCUCUCUUGCUUCCCCCCCUCUCUCUCUUUGCUUCCCCCCUCUCUCUCUCUCUCUUCCUUCUCCCUAAAACAAAAAUUUUAAUUUCUCCAGGCUCUCUCUCUUGCUUCCCCCCUCCCUCUCUCUCUCUUGCUUCCCCCCUCUCUCUCUCUCUCUUCCCCCCUCUCUCUCUCUCUCUUGCUUCCCCCCCCCUCUCUCUCUCUCUUUCUUCCCCCCUCUCUCUCUCUCUUGCUUUUUUCUCCCUCUCUCUCUUCCCCCCCUCGCUCUCUCUCUCUCUUGCUUCCCCCUAUCUCUCUCUCUCUUGCUUCCCCCCUCGCUCUCUCUCUCUCUUUGCUUCCCCCCGAUCUCUCUCUCUCUCUUCCCCCCUCCCUCUCUUGCUUCCCCCUCGCUCUCUCUCUAAAUUCCCCCCCUCGAUCUCUCUCUCUCUUGCUUCCCCACCCCCAGACUCUCUGUCUCUUCUUGCGAAAGCUCGACAUGUGCCCUCAAUGGUCUAUGGCCAGUUAGUAGGCUGUUCUGACCAGCUGGUGACCAUGGCGGACAGUGGUACUACCGUGUCGUCCGCUCUGGCUGGAAGCCAUCACAACCACGAACUGAACAGCAUGGCUUUGAGUGCUGCAGCUGCUGCAGCUGCUGCCGUCUCACAUCACGACCUAACUGCCAUGCAAAAUCGCAUUCCAUUAACCUUUCGUGACCCCAGUCAUGCACCACUACGAAAGCUUAGUGUGGAACUUAUUAAAACAUACAAACAUAUAAACGAGGUUUACUAUGCAAAGAAGAAACGCCGGGCACAACUGCCACAUGAUGAAUCAAUACAUAAAAAGGGGCGUACGAACGUACCUGUUUAUAAUGACGGUUAUGAUGACACAAACCAUGACUACAUAAUCACCCCGGGGGAGAAGUGGAUGGACAGAUACGAAAUCGAUUCCUUAAUUGGAAAAGGCUCUUUUGGCCAGGUUGUGAAGGCCUACGAUCAUGUGGAUCUAGAAUACGUUGCAGUGAAGAUUAUUAAAAACAAGAAGCCAUUCCUGAACCAGGCGCAAAUUGAAGUGCGCCUCCUUGAACUCAUGAACAAACAUGAUAUAGAAAGUAAAUACUACAUAGCCGGGGAAUUGCGGAAUUCUUCCGGAACAGUGAAACUGAAAAGGCAUUUUAUGUUCCGAAACCACUUGUGCCUAGUGUUCGAGCUGUUGUCUUACAAUUUGUAUGAUUUGUUACGAAACACCAAUUUCCGAGGAGUGUCUCUGAAUUUAACUCGCAAGUUUGCCCAGCAGUUGUGCACUGCGUUGUUGUUCCUUGCCACACCAGAACUGAAUAUCAUCCACUGUGACUUGAAACCCGAAAAUAUUCUCCUGUGUAACCCAAAACGCAGUGCGAUAAAAAUAGUAGACUUUGGCAGCUCAUGUCAAUUAGGGCAGAGGAUUUACCAAUAUAUCCAAAGUCGUUUCUACCGAUCACCGGAAGUGUUAUUAGGAAUUGCAUACGACCUGGCCAUCGAUAUGUGGAGUCUUGGAUGUAUCUUAGUAGAGAUGCAUACGGGAGAGCCCCUGUUUGCUGGUUCUAAUGAGUUUGAUCAAAUGAUGAAAAUUGUUGAAGUUUUGGGAAUGCCCCCAAAGCAUCUGCUAGAUCAGGCGCCAAAGGCCAGAAAAUAUUUCGACCAGCAUCCUGAUGGAACUUAUGUAUGCAAGAAACCUAAAGAUGGUAAAAAAUAUAAGCAGCCCGGGUCUCGGAAACUGCAUGAUGUAAUUGGUGCUGAGAAUGGUGGACCUGGAGGUCGGAGGUCAGGCGAACCGGGACAUAAUUUGGCAGACUAUCUUAAAUUUAAGGACCUUAUACUAAGAAUGUUAGACUAUGACCCCAAGACACGCACCACACCCUAUUAUGCCCUCCAGCACAACUUUUUCAAGAAGACCACAGAUGAAAGCACUAAUACGUCCAGUAGUACAUCAGGUAGUCCAGCCAUGGAGCAGCAGUCAGUGUCUAGUCCACCAGCUUGGAGUUCUGAGAGAGAAAGGAUCCGUCCACGUUGUUUUGUUCCGCAUAAUGCACCUUUGAGGGGAAAAGCUGGAAAAAAAAAAUCUGAAAGCUCCACCUUCUUCAUCUUCAUCCGUGUCUGUGUCCCGGCGAGACAAAUCAUUCAUUCAAAUGUCCAGGACAAGUUAACAUUCAGUGAAUUCUUCCCUUCCAAGUGGACUUGCAAGUACAGAGCACAGCACAGCAGGGGUGGGUGGGAUGUGCUACCCGUCUUCUCCUACACGUCUUCCUUGGGCGGGGCAGCAUCACAUCGGUGUGACAUCAUUAUUCAUUCUACCAAGCGUAUUGAUCACUCGAUAACAAUGGCAAGAAGAGAUGUCUUCAAGUGUCAUUGUCUUUUUUUUUUUUUUUCUUGA